Messenger RNA from Rhinolophus ferrumequinum (greater horseshoe bat), 2302 nucleotides. It is a transcript of the gene SLC30A6, whose product is annotated as solute carrier family 30 member 6. The transcript is spliced from 14 exons. NCBI's taxonomy places the organism in Eukaryota, Metazoa, Chordata, Mammalia, Chiroptera, Rhinolophidae. Gene Ontology annotation, biological process: transmembrane transport; monoatomic cation transport. The record is from RefSeq and is a predicted model, not a curated record. The coding region runs from base 88 to 1470 and encodes 460 amino acids. Gene Ontology annotation, cellular component: membrane. Gene Ontology annotation, molecular function: monoatomic cation transmembrane transporter activity.
CGCUUCUCACGCCCCACCCUUUCCGCUCUACGGCAAAAAAACCAGCUCCCAGAGCGUCUUCCGGCGGGAGCUGUGCGGCUCCUUAUCAUGGGGACAAUUCAUCUCUUUCGAAAACCACAAAGAUCUUUUUUUGGCAAGUUAUUACAGGAAUUUAGACUUGUAGCAGCUGACCGAAGGUCCUGGAAGAUACUGCUUUUUGGUGCAAUAAACUUAACAUGUACUGGCUUCCUGCUUAUGUGGUGCAGUUCUACUAACAGUAUAGCUUUAACUGCCUAUACUUACCUGACCAUUUUUGACCUGUUUAGUUUAAUGACAUGUUUAAUAAGUUACUGGAUAAUGAUGAGGAAACCUAGCCCUGUCUAUUCAUUUGGGUUUGAAAGAUUAGAAGUCCUGGCUGUAUUUGCCUCCACAGUCUUGGCACAGUUGGGUGCUCUCUUUAUAUUAAAAGAAAGUGCAGAACGCUUUUUGGAGCAGCCUGAGAUACACACGGGAAGAUUGUUAGUUGGUACUUUUGUGGCUCUCUCUUUCAACCUGUUUACAAUGCUUUCUAUUCGAAAUAAACCUUUUGCUUAUGUCUCUGAAGCUGCUAGUACGAGUUGGCUUCAAGAGCAUGUUGCAGAUCUUAGUCGAAGCUUAUGUGGAAUUAUUCCAGGACUUAGCAGUAUCUUCCUUCCCCGAAUGAAUCCAUUUGUUUUGAUUGAUCUUGCUGGAGCAUUUGCUCUUUGUAUUACAUACAUGCUAAUUGAAAUUAAUAAUUAUUUUGCUGUAGACACUGCCUCUGCCAUAGCCAUUGCUCUGAUGACGUUUGGCACCAUGUAUCCCAUGAGUGUGUACAGUGGGAAAGUGUUACUCCAGACAACACCACCCCAUGUUAUUGGUCAGCUGGACAAACUUAUCAGAGAGGUAUCUACCUUGGAUGGAGUUUUGGAAGUCCGAAAUGAGCAUUUUUGGACCCUAGGUUUUGGCUCAUUGGCUGGAUCAGUGCAUGUAAGAAUUCGACGAGAUGCAAAUGAACAAAUGGUUCUUGCUCAUGUGACCAACAGGCUGUACACUCUAGUGUCUACUCUGACUGUUCAAAUUUUCAAGGAUGAUUGGAUUAGGCCUGCCUUACUAUCUGGGCCUGUUGCAGCCAAUGUCCUAAAUUUUUCAGAUCAUCACGUAAUCCCAAUGCCUCCUUUAAAGGGUACUGAUGAGUUGAACCCUGUCACAUCGACUCCUGCUAAACCUAGUAGUCCACCUCCAGAAUUUUCGUUUAACACCCCCGGAAAAAAUGUGACUCCGGUUAUUCUAAACACACAAAUGAGACCUUAUGGUUUGGGUCUUAAUCAUGGACACAUACCUUACAGCAGCAUGCUUACUCCAGGACUUGCAGUUCCAGGGAUUGGAGCAACCCCAGGAUUCAGGACUAACUUUACAAAUCUACCAGGUAGAUAUGGAACUAACAAUAGGAUCGGACAACCAAGACCAUGACGUACUGUAACUUAAUUUAUUUGUAUGGGGAAUAUUGGCUCCUUUACUUCCAAUUUAUUUAGUAAUCCAACUUUCCAUUGACUGUUCAAUCAUUUACUCUAAAUGUUAGAGAAGAGUAGUCUAGUUCACAUGACAUGAAACCAAUGAAACUUUAUUUUUGUGAAAUGUGUUUAGGACAGUGUGAACCUUCUAAAUGCUAUUGGCUUUAAAUAGGCUUCCUUUAGAAAGCAUGUUUCUCUAAAUUUGAAUUUUGCUAUCUUUGAUUUUGUAGCUGACUGCAAUGUGAUAGGUUAUCUUUACAGGAGAACCACUUGAUGAAAUGGAUCUAUCACAUUAUGUAAAAUAUAAUAUUUCAGUGAAAUUUAGGAAAGGAAAAAAUAUCCAUUCUAAAAAUAAAAGUCUCUUUUAUAGCUUUUCUAAACUUAAUUGUUACAUUUUUCUUUGAGGGCCUCCUGAAAUAUGUCUUGCAAAGUAAAAGCAAAAAUUUUUAUCAGAAAUUUUGGAACAUUCUACGUAGCAUAAUUUAACAUUUUUAAUUAUCAGUUUUUUAAUAAUUUUUCUCACUUAAAAAUUUCAGUACAUUUGUAAAUAAUACAUAGUUUUAUUCUGGUGAAAUGAAUACCAAAUCCUUUGGUGAUGUGCAAUAAAGUUAUCCUAGUUUUCUCUCUUAUAUUUAAUCAAAUACUGACAUCGUGAUGGAAUUUAUCAAAGUGACAAAAAAAUGUCUCUUUUUCAUUGGUUGGCUUUCAGUUUCUCAUUUCAUUAACAAAACAUAUCAAAUAUCAUCAAAAUAUACGGAAUUCCAUAUAUAAUAUAGGAUUUGAUAUAUUUU